AUUUGAAAUUGAGGCGGGCGAAGGCGGAAGCGAUGAGGACCGCACAAAACAAGACAGUUAACUGGUUUAUCACGGACGACUAAUCCUUUAUUAAAAUGGGAUUCUGUGACUUUUUAAACUAUAUUCCGACAUGUUGUUUGGCAGUUUGCAUUUGUAUAUCGUUUUAGGCAAGGUACGUUUUUUUUUUCCAUCUUGUUCUUAGCAGUCGUUAAAAAUGUCGUUAUUCAGCGUACAGACUAAAAAGCAUACAACGUACUACGACCAUCUAAUGUCGACAACCAGGACCCCAGGCAGACAGUGUUUGGCUGAGAGAAAAACAGUCAAAACUCUCGCCAAGUAUGAGCCGCCACCACCCGAGGACUCUGCGUGUGACGACAGCGAUAAAAGCAGCACCUUGAACCGGACGUAUGUCGUCUCUGCGCUGUCAAAAGGCGGACAGACAGCAUACCGCGGCCGGCUCACUCUUCAGAGGAGGUCACGGCGAAAGACCGGAGCUGAUAGUGCGGAGGCCACGGUGGUUGAGCCCAGCCAAAAUACUUUCACACCAGCUCCGGAGAAGAGAAUGACCUUGCAACGGAGGACCAAGACACCCUCCAUGGAUAAAAGUGCUCAGGCGCCGCGUGUGGUUAGCAGUGUGAGCUCACAUGCAAGGCCUAAAAUCCUCCAGGAAUCCAACGGUAGGACUUCCCCUUUAUACCGCUCCAUUAGCUUGAGAGAGACUGCAAGUAAGGGACGAGAAGCCGCAAGUGACUUGGGAGCUCAAGGGAAGCUGGCGCACAACAAGACUCCAUCUUCCUCGUCACAGUCACUAACCUCCACAGGUAGGCCGUCCGAUGAGCAGGCGCAGACGUUCAAAACCCCCACUAAAACGACACCGUUUGUUAAAAUUGCUGCACGGAGAGACGUCUUCGAGAAACUGACUCUGAAAGAAACUCCCAAACCAGUGCAGGUCAAAUCAGUAAGUUUAGACAGGUCCAAAUCCAGAGUGAGCAAGCAAGCAGAGGACGGUAAAUCAGUGCCAGUUCCUCGAACCGUUAAGGCCGGUGUGCCUAAAGCCAGCACAGCAUCACAUGUGAGGGGGACUGAUGCGGCCUCAUGCUUAAAGCCAGAGAAUACCAGGACGCCAACAACCUCGUCUGCUCCACCACCUAAACAGUCCUUGCCCCGUCCCACUGAGGCCUCCAAGACGCAAGACUCACUCAAGAUGGAGAACAGUGCCGUGACUGUUGCAGUCCGUGUUCGCCCUUUUAAUGCCAGAGAGAAGGCAGAAAAGGCCUCACAGGUGAUCUUCAUAAGUGGCCAAGAGACAGUUGUGCGGCAUCCAGACUCUAAACAGAGCUAUUCCUUCACCUAUGACUUCUCCUUGUGCUCUGUGGAUUCGAGUGAUCGCUCCUUUGCCAGCCAGCAGAUGGUGUACGAGACUCUGGCGAAACCUCUGCUGCUCUGCGCUUUUGAUGGAUUUAACACAUGCCUCUUUGCUUAUGGCCAAACUGGCUCUGGAAAAUCAUAUACGAUGAUGGGCUUUGGAGAGGAAGCCGGAGUCAUACCUCGCUUCUGCCAGGAACUUUUUUUAAGGCUUUCCUCUAUGGAAAAUGAACAGGUCAAAUGUCAUGUCGAGAUGAGCUACUUUGAAGUCUACAAUGAGAAGAUCCAUGAUCUCCUGGUGACCAGAGAUGAUCCAAACCAGAGGAGGAUGCCUCUGAGGGUGAGGGAGCAUCCAAUUCAUGGACCCUAUGUUGCAGAGCUAUCUGCGAAUGUUGUGGACUCGUACAAUGACAUUCAGGGAUGGCUUGAACUGGGAAACAAGCAGAGAGCAACAGCCGCUACCGGGAUGAAUGAUAAGAGCUCCAGAUCUCACUCUGUCUUUACCCUUGUUAUGACUCAGACUAAGACAGAAUUGGUGGAGGGAGAAGAACAUGACCACAACAUCACCAGUAAGAUCAACCUAGUGGACUUAGCAGGAAGCGAACGUUCUAACUCCGCACAGACAAGCGGCGAUAGACUCAGGGAGGGCGCUAGCAUAAACAAAUCUCUGCUUACACUUGGAAAAGUCAUCUCUGCACUGGCUGAGCAAGCAUUAACCAAGAAGGUGGUUUUUAUACCCUACAGAGAGUCUGUCCUCACAUGGCUGUUAAAAGAGAGUCUCGGUGGCAACUCUAAGACGGCCAUGAUUGCCACGCUGAGUCCAGCAAGAAGCAAUGUGGAGGAAAGCUUAAGCACUCUUCGCUAUGCCCAACAGGCCCGCACAAUCAUAAAUGUGGCCAAGGUCAAUGAGGACACGAAUGCAAAGCUCAUCCGAGAGUUGAAGGCGGAGGUGGAGAAGCUGCGAGCGGCCCAGGCGAGCACCCGGGGUAUCGAACCAGAGCGGGUCAGGCUGUUCCAGCAGGAGAUCACUGCACUGAAGAACAAGCUCUGCCAGCAAGAGAGAGAGCUGCUAGAGGCCAACAGGGAAUGGAGAGAGAAACUCGAGCAAGCUGAAAUACGUAAACGUGAAGAAACAAAAGAGUUGCAGAAAUCAGGCGUGACGUUUAAAGUGGAUAACCGUCUCCCCAAUCUGGUUAACCUGAACGAGGACCCUCAGCUCUCUGAGAUGCUUCUCUACAUGAUCAAAGAGGGUCAAACCACAGUUGGCAAACUGAAGUCUGAAUGCACACAUGACAUCCAGCUGACUGGAGCCCUCAUUGCUGACCAGCACUGUAUUAUAACCAACACCCACGGUACCGUCAGCAUCACUCCCAUGGAAAAGGCCAAGACCUUUGUGAAUGGAAACUUAAUAUCAGAAUCCACUGUUCUGCACCAUGGAGACAGGGUGAUUCUCGGUGGAGACCAUUACUUGCGUUUCAACCAUCCAGCAGAGGUGCAGAGUGGAAAGCGGGUAUCAUGUUGGAGUGGUGCAGGUGACGGCCACAAAGACUUUGAGUUUGCCAAGAAUGAACUGCUUGCAGCUCAGAGAGCCAAGCUGGAGGCAGAAAUUGAAGAGGCUCAAGUGAAAGCCAAAAAGGAAAUGAUGCAGGGAAUCCAGAUGGCCAAGGAGGUUGCUCAAAAAGAGCUGUCUGACCAGAAGACCCUCUAUGAGGACAGGAUCCGAGCAAUGGAAAAAGUGCUGAACGAGGAAAAUGAGCGUAAGCGUCUCCAGGAGCUCACGCAGCAAAGGGUAGCCAGCCAGAUGGAAGAACUGAAGAUGGCCAAUAUGGAGUUGGAGCAGGAGGUGGACUCCCAGAAGAAACGCCUCCGUCUCCACAUGGAGGCCCAGGUGAUGGAGCAACACCAUGUGUGUCAAGCAAAGAUUGUUGAGGCAUUGGAAGUCGAGAAAAGAAAGCUCAGCAAAGAUCUUGAAGAGAUGCAGCAGAAACGAGCUAAGAGGUUAAUCCACACUCCAAGAGACGCCUCUUCACGCUGGGAUGCUAUGAAACUCUCCUUGAUGAUUGAAGAAGCCAAUAAGAUCAGUGCUAACUUAAAGAAAAACACCGUCUUCAGCAGACAUGAGAGCUCCAACGGUGGGGUCUCAGGCCAAGGGGAUGUAUUGCAAGUGCGGGUCCAAAACACAAAGCUCGGGAUCUCUACUUUCUGGAACCUGGACACGUUUCAAAACAACAUGGCUGCCAUGAGAGAAAUGGAACAGGGUGAUCCUGCUUCUAAAGAUGAUGAUGUGUUUGAUGCCCCUGAUGAUGAAUGGGAACAAGAUAUAUCAUCUUCCUCUGCUUCGUCUUCCACCUUCUCCCGUCGAAGGAGCAGGAGUCUAUUAAAGGGCAAGAGAAUCUCAGGACGUCUUUAUGAGAUCCGAGUCCAUCCGAUUCAGAGCCUCUUAAAGGGCUCCUCCCAAUCUGAUGGGUUAAUGGGUGUUGCCUCUGCACAGUCCAGCACUACAGAAUCUGCCAUGCCUGGUAUCUGCAAGAUGUUGGUGGGCCAAUCCUUGGCCCGUCUGCGUGGCUUUGGAGGCACUGAAGAAAGCUUGGCUGAUAGGUUGGCCUCAGAUCUGCACUGCUUAUACACAGCUAUCCAGACCAUAUCUGAACUGUAUGACAGUUUAGAUGAUGACAGCCAACAGAAUGUGUUUGUGUGCAACUUGUUAGCUCAGACUCAGCUGAUCAAGGCCACUGCAGCUACAGAGAGUGCAGUGUUUGUCAUCACACAGUGGUUGGCCAGUGUGAAAGUGUCCUCUGGCCCACUCUACACUCUUGCUGAGGAACUAAAGAGCCAAGUCAAGAAGAUGGGAGGAUUCCUCCAGUUGCUUAUUCAAGGUUGUGAAUCUGAGAUCACAUCAAUGGUGGCCGAAGCACGGAAGAAGAGUAGUCAGUGCCUGGGUGCAGCAUUGUUUGUACUUUGCCACCUAGCGGUAUUGUCAGGCAUGCCGCUCAAUGUUAUGGAGCUGGGUAUCCAGGCCACAGGCAAGGGAUCAUUUGUAGGGUUUCUACUGAAAGGGACAGUUAAAGGUGUCCACUCCGUCCUAGAAGACAGCCUCAUCACCGCCAAAGAAAUAUUGAGAGAGGCUCAGCUGGCUCAUACAAGGAACACAGUGCUGCAGUGCCUCAAGUCCAAGACUCUUGAUUUAGCCCACUCAAUGCAGAACUACAUUAACUGUCGCAUCACGGAGUAUGAAAAUAACCUGGAGGAUGGGGAAGAAAGAGAGGAAGAGGCUUCAGCUUCCAAACUGCAGACUUUGAGGGUUACAGCAGCCACAUUGUUCAAUUUGAACCAAGCCAUCAAGCAGCUGCACUGCUCUUUGUCUAACACACUGAGAGGUAAAGAUAGACACUCGAAAUUCACCAGCUUUAAAGAGCUCAUCUCUUCUUCUGCCAAGACUGUUGAUGAGAUUAUCAGUGGUCUCUCCAAGAGAGCAGUUGGGCUUUCUCUGCAUCCUCCCUCUAGGCAGACUCUGAUGGCUGCACAAGAUGAGCUGCACUGUGCCCUGCAGUCUCUGACUUUGCCCUGGGAUCAGCAGGAGGCCGUCGAGAGCAGUAACACCGGCACGUCAGAAGAAAACAAAGCUGAUCAGCGCGAAAGUGGCGCCUUCCACUCUACUGAUAGAAGUCGAGGCAUUAAUACGUUUGUAUAUUCCCUCCCUGCGAGUGUUAAGGCCAAUGGUAGCCCACGUUGGGUGUAAUAUCAAUGCUGUGGGAGAGGAAAUUAAGACUUGUAUACAAUAAUAUAAUUAUUAUUAUUAUUUUUUUUUUUCUUCUUCUUCUUCCUCCUCAGCAUAAUAAAUCUGACAACAGAGGCAGUUGCCACUGCUUUAGUUUCUGCAUCCAAGUCAACACAAAAAAAAUUGCACUCGCAACAUAAUGUUUUCUGUGUUUCAAAAUGUGCUUUUUGGUAUUUUUAUGCAUACAUGGAUAGUUUGUAACACUUUAGAUAUAAUGUAAAAAGAACUACUGAUACGUGGCUAUUGUAUCAGGGGACCUUCCCGAAAUUUAAAUUGUGACUAAUGUUGUGAUAAAUAAUAAAACUCAAUAAAAGGUUCCAGAAUUCCAA
Messenger RNA from Phyllopteryx taeniolatus (common seadragon), 5472 nucleotides. RefSeq names its product kinesin family member 14 (gene kif14). Gene Ontology annotation, molecular function: microtubule binding; microtubule motor activity; ATP binding. The transcript has 29 exons. Bases 215 to 5104 code for a protein of 1629 amino acids. The record is from RefSeq and is a predicted model, not a curated record. Gene Ontology annotation, biological process: microtubule-based movement. Lineage: Eukaryota; Metazoa; Chordata; Actinopteri; Syngnathiformes; Syngnathidae.